CAACAACCGGGCCAUUUUUAAACCGUCAUUUUAUUGGAGAGCAUUUCAACUCUUCGGCCAAUCAUAUAGCGAAAAUAACGAAACUUCACUGUCAAGCGCCGGCCCCCCGAGGGGAUAUUGAGGGUGAGUGGAUAGUGUACCUACAUCGGGAGAUAAUAAAGUGUGAAAAACCGUUCACAGAUAGUGAGUACAUGAAGGAGACAUUCAUCAACAUAUCACAACACCUAUUUGGAGACUUCAAAAACAAAACCAAGGUAAUUAAACAAAAAAAUCAGACAUGCCCAGAUAAGGGGCACGUUAUGCACGUUCCAUUUUGUUGUUUUUCGAAACCUCAAAAUAAAAAUGCCAUCAAAAAUUUCAUCAACAAGCAAGCCUGUCAGUCUCAUCAGACCAUAGGACAUGGUUCCAGUAAUCCAUGUGCUUUGUUGACAUGUCUUCAGCAAACUGUUUGCGGGCUUUCAUGUGUACCGUCUUCAGAAGAGGCUUCCUCCUGGGGUGACAGCCAUGCACACCAAUUUGAUGAAGAGUGCGGCGUAUGGUCUGAGCACUAACAGGCUGACCCCCCCACCUCUUCAAUCUCUGCAGCAAUGCUGACAGCACUCCUGUAACGAGUCACAUGACCUUUUGGAGGGACAAUGACAAGCAGUACUCAAUUUGGACAUUUUGGGAUGUACGUUUUUUUCAAAGGGGUGUACUCUUGUUGCCAGGGGUUUAGAUAUUAAUGUCUAUAUUUUGACUUAUUUUUAGGGGAAAAUAAAUCAACUCUGUUAUAUAAGCUGCACUCAAACUACUUUUCAUUGUGUCACUUUGUCAGUGUUAUCCCAUGAAAAGAUAUACUUAAAUAUCUGCAGAAAUGCGAGGGGUGUACUCACUUUUGUGAUGCACUGUAUUUUGGACCACUUCAUGUGGAUUUUGUGGCUUCCUGUUGAUUGAUGACUGUCAAAAUUUGUCAAAUUUUGGUAAUACUACAUUUUUGGCAAAAACUAUACAACUUUUAUGCACCUUGAUUUCCUGAAUUUUUUAUGUGUGUUCGUUCAUUCGCUCCAGCCAGUCAAAAAAAAAAAAAAAAAAAUGGAUUCGACAUCUAGCGCCAUCAAUGGGAGCGAAUGAGUUAAAGGGGACGUUCAGAGUUUUUGACAUUAGGCCUAAUCUUCGAGUUAGCAGGGGUUUAAUUAGUCGGGGGAGUAAAUUAUAACAAAUUUAGUGCAGUUAGUUUGUUAUUUAUUAGUUUCAGGGCUCCGGAGUAACUAGGCUAGCGCGAGGUAAUGGGCCCAUCCUAGCAUGCCAAUAAAAAACGAUAUAUGCACACAUGAAAAUAACUGAUGACCCAUGCAAUCAAUAGUGUUUGCUAUGUUUUCAGUAUGAAGUUAUUAAAAUUUACCAUUGCAUGUCAACAACUGUAGUAUGAACAACAACACUUGUAAUCCAGCAGCUCUGUAGGUAACUGGCUGCAGAGCGGAGUGAUAUUUUUUCCACUGGCAUUUUUUUGUCCUAGCCAGCAACGAGUAUCCACCGUUUGUGUUAUUCCUCGUUCUUAACGGAAUUUGUGGGAACUCUCAUUUGCCCAUUUGAUUAACAGCCUCUAAAUGCACAUUUCACUAUGUUGCCGUUCUUCAGUCAAGACUCCGUAGACUGAUGCUGCAUUCACGGAAGGCGGGAAGUUGGAUUUUUCCAACCUCCGACCAGGAAAAAUAUCAUUGAAAUGCCACUCGAACUGGGAGGCCCUAGUUGCGAAGUCAGGGGAAAAAUGUACCCCGACUUCACGAGUUGCUUCAAUCAGACGUCACUCGACAAAAUGCGCUGCCUGUCGAAAAAGCAGACCGUCAAUAGUAAAACUAAAGGCAGUUUUCAGUGUGGUCUAUUUACCUUGGCUGUUGUUUUUCCUCAACUAUUUGAUCACCUACGAGAAGGUAGGUUUGCUGGAGGUCAACAUGUCUUUUGAUGGCCAAAAUAUAAAAUGCUUGGAAUGCUUUGAGGUCGCAAUUGGUACCAUCUGAGUAGGAUAAGUCCCACAUCCCACCUUCCUCAAAUGCAGCAUGAGCACGAUUGGUCAAAGCGCUCUUCUCUAUUGUGGUCGAAUUACGCAUCUAAAAAAAAAAAAAAAAUAGUCCCGCAGAAAUAAAUGAAUUUUGGCAGUUUGGUGUGACAUUGUUUUGGCCGCAUGGGUAUUUUGAACAACGAUCUGCAUUUUGAAUUUAUUUGACUAUGUUAGAUCUGUUAAUAUUAGGGCUGUCAAACGAUUAAAAUUUUUAAUCGAGUUAAUUACAGCUUAAAAAUUAAUUAAUCGUAAUUAAUCGCAAUUAAUCGCAAUUCAAACCAUCUCUAAAAUAUGCCAUAUUUUUAUGUAAAUUAUUGUUGGAAUGGAAAGAUAAGACACAUGACAGAUAUAUACAUACAACAUGCUGUACAUCAGUACUGUAUUUGUUUAUUGUAACAAUAAAUCCACAAAUGGCAUUAUUAACAUUCUUUCUGUUAAAGUGAUCCACGAAUAGAAAGACUUGUCGUUCUUAAACGAUAAAUGUUAUAGUUACAAGUUAUAUUAAUUUUAUAUUAAAACCCCUCUUCAUGUUUUCGUUUUAAUAAAAUUUGUAAAAUUUUCAAUCAAAAGUAGAGUUGAUAUAAUAAUAAGAAGAAUAAAAAUAGAGUGAAAAGUUUUACGUGUAUUUUGCAUAGCUAAAUUGAUAUGGAAUGCCAGUUUAUUUAGCAUUGUUGUUUAACUGUGUGUCAGAAUAGGGCCUCAUUACUAUAGACUGAAGUGCUUUUCUUUUUGAGAACUUUUUUUUUUUUUUUUUUUUUUUGAGAGAUAGGAAUAUUAUUUUUGUUGUGCUUUCACUAAACGAUACUUAUGUUUGUUGUGAAGGAGAAGCUUAUGCCAAUAAACGGCGCGCCUGUGUCCACUCGCCUUUACUGUAUAACAUAUACAGUGGGGAGAACAAGUAUUUGAUACACUACCAAAACCCAUUGGCAGUGAAUCAAAUACUUGCUCUCACCACUGUAUCUGUACAUAUCUUACCCAAAAUAAAACAAGAGACACAUAAUUGCCACUAAAAGAAAGAAAACUUACCGAAAUAUGUGUGGAGCACAAAUAGCACUUUGCAUUGCAUUGUGAACACAGCAUAAACGUCUCACAACUACUAAUUCUCUCACGUUUAGAAGACAUAACAUGAGUAUGGAACGGCGCUGCCCCCAAGCGGCCGGUGGCAUUCUCUUCACUCUUAAUGUCCAUAAACGGCCUCAUUGUAAUGUUUGAGGCAAUAUGCCAGCGGAUGCGUUAAUUGCGUCAAAUAUUUUAACGUGAUUAAUUUAAAAAAUUAAUUAACGCCCGUUAACGCGAUAAUUUUGACAGCCCUAGUUAAUAUCGUUUUUUUUAUUGGCAUGCUAGGACGGGACCAUAGACUCGCGCUAGCUUAGCCACUCCAGAGCCCUGAAAUUAAUAACCAACAAACGGCACGGAAUUUUAUAUCAACUCAACCGAUUAAUUAAACCCUCGGUAUAAUCAAAGAUAAUGUCAAAACUUCUGAACUUCUGCUUUAACAAGUAGCCCACGGGAGAGAGCAAAGCAUCCCCAUUUUCUAGUUCCAACUUGUUUUUCCAGCCCCACUGCUUUCAUAUCCUCAUUUAAAACACGUCUUGGCACGCCCCUGCCCUUCAUCUCAAACAUUACCUUACCUGGGGAAAGAAUGAAACUACUGUUACCUGCUUAGGAAAUAAUUUCAGAAUUCAAACAGUAUGUUUAUUAACUGAUUUAGCAAUAUAACCAGAAUCUACAGUACACCUUGAAAAAAUCCAAAGCAAGAAUAUGCAAAUCUUGCAUUUCUGAAUACUGUAUGUUGUGCUAUUUGAGUGAACACCAGCCUUUUUACACUUUAUAGGUGAGUUCCACCUGUCGCACUAUAGUUUGUCACGUUCCAAUUUUCUGGUAAACUGUCAGCAAUACAGUCAUUUGGUGCGGCCUGCUUACUAUGAAUUGAAUUUAUGAAGAAUGUUGCAUGUCACACUAUUGCAAACAAAUAAUAAUUCACAAUUGAUUAACCUGCUCCAAUAGUAAUAAUCUCAAUUGGAGUAAAUCUUCCAUUUACAGCAGUGUUGAGUAAAAACUAAUCAGUGUAGAUCAGAUCAGUGUAUUUGACAAUAUCCUGUUUUAUAUCCUGUUUUUGAUCGCGAAGAACUUAACGGUGUCAUGUAAAGAAGAAAAGAAAAUGUGUUGACACAGGCUUGGGAGAGGCCAGCUAGGUAAAGGUGAGCUUUGGGCCAGACCAGGUGCUUCAUUAACUCAUUUUUACUGUGCCACUUCCUCCAAGUGCCUUUUGCAGAGAGCUAAGCGAAGACGCAAAAAAAGAAAGAUUGUGCACUGACAACCUUGGGAGACUUGGCAGCAAUACCUGUCUGUCAAGAUUUUCCUUGUUGGAUGAAGAGCAAAAGGAGCAGGUAGUGUACUGAGAUUUUUGUCUCUGCUAUCUCUCUCUUGUAACACAUUUUUAGCCACAAAUCACUCGGUUGGUUUAAACUGAGGGGAGUUGUUGCAGUUUUUUCAAAAGGAGAUGAGCAGUUUUUGGUGCAUCGUACUCCCAGCGUUGGGAGGGUACAUACUCGCCUCGUUGUACCUGCUGAAGAACCCCCACAUUCUCCAUAAGAAGAAAUGCAUGGGAUUCUACUGUACACACAUUUCCCACAGAGGAGGAUGUGGAGAGCGGAUCGAAAGCACCAUGGAGGCCUUUCGUCACGCAGUGGAGCAGGGAACACAGAUGUUUGAACUGGACUGUCACUUGACACAUGAUGGAUAUGUGGUGGUUUCUCAUGAUGAAAAUUUACUGAGGCAGACAGGCCAUGACAUUACCAUCUCUUCAAUCAGCAUGCAGGAUCUACCCUUGUAUAAGCAUAGGCUUGAGGUAACUUUUUAUACAGGUCACUAUAGCAGUGGUUUUGACAGGAGGUUUGCCUUACUGGAGGAUAUAUUCAGAAAGUUCCCAGAGGUCCCUGUCAGCAUUGAAAUUAAAGAAAACAACAACCAGCUGAUAGAAAAGGUGUCUGAGUUGGUCAAACGCUACCAUAGGGAGGAGAUUACUGUCUGGGCUUCCGUGAAUUCAAAAAUCAUGAGCAAGUGCCGCAAAACGAAUGGAGCCAUGCCGUACAGUUUUUCCCUGUAUCGAGGUGUGCUUCUUCUUCUCCUCUUCUACAGUGGCCUGCUGCCCUUUGUACCACUGGGAGAGAGUUUACUACAAUUCUACCUGCCACGUAUAUUCAACAGAACAUUUAUUCCUGAGAAUAAUCUUUUGAGGAACAGAUUGAUUGUUUCUUUGAUAGAAAAAGUAACAAUGAGGAAGAGCCUCUUCAAACAUCUUGCAGCCCGUGGAAUCCAGGUGCAUUUGUUUGUGUGCAACACAGAUGAAGACAUAAGAGCGGCUUUCAAAGUGGGGGCAACAGGGGUCAUGAGUGACUAUCCCUCGCUUCUAUCAAGCUAUCUCUUAAGAAAUACUCAGGAGUGACCUCUCAACGUUCAAAUGCAAUACUGUACCUCAUAACUAGAGCCUUUCUUGUGCACAAAGAUUGAAAGAGACUGAAAGAGAAAAGCUAUCAGGAUUACUCAUUUAUAGUAUGACUGAAUGAUCGCCACUAUUGGAGAUAUGAUCUGAUACAGACAGCAAAGUAUGACAUGUACAUUUCCCACUAACAUGCCCCAAAAGCUAAUUUCUUAGUAUUGUGACUCUGCUUGAUAGGUCAUUAUUUGAAUGAGCCAUCUUCCUGUGGAGAACAAAUGAUAACCUGUUUUAUGUGUGAAUGUGGUAAUAUAAUUGGAAUGUUAACUCAUCCACUGCCAUUGACAAUGAUAGACAUUGGGUGGUCAUGUUUGAAUGCCACUGACGGCAAUAGAUAUCCAAUCCAAUUUGACUGGGGGGCAGCGAUCGAAUGAUUGUUGCCAACAAUCCCAGUCAAAAUGAAUUGGAUGUCUAUCACCGCCAAUGAGUUAGCAAUAAAAGCAAAUAUAGAAAAAUGCGUAUCCUUUUUUUCCAGGUCAUGGUCAAAGUCUGACCACAUUGCUGUGGUACUAAUCAAACAGUCUCUCUUGAGAGAGAGAACAAAGGCUGCAUUUUUCUGACCCG
Corythoichthys intestinalis (scribbled pipefish) is the source of this 6101-nucleotide messenger RNA. RefSeq names its product glycerophosphodiester phosphodiesterase domain containing 3a (gene gdpd3a). Gene Ontology annotation, cellular component: endoplasmic reticulum membrane. The transcript has 10 exons. The record is from RefSeq and is a predicted model, not a curated record. Gene Ontology annotation, molecular function: phosphoric diester hydrolase activity; phosphatidylcholine lysophospholipase A1 activity. Lineage: Eukaryota; Metazoa; Chordata; Actinopteri; Syngnathiformes; Syngnathidae. Gene Ontology annotation, biological process: glycerophospholipid catabolic process. The coding region runs from base 4542 to 5486 and encodes 314 amino acids.